This is a messenger RNA of Macaca mulatta (Rhesus monkey), 2023 nucleotides long. NCBI's taxonomy places the organism in Eukaryota, Metazoa, Chordata, Mammalia, Primates, Cercopithecidae. The record is from RefSeq and is a predicted model, not a curated record.
AUGGGUGGCAGUGACCAAAAAGCUAACUACGAGGAACAGAUAAACAAGGCAAAUUCAGAUUCAGAUUUUCUACCACUAUUACACUGGAUGGCCUCUGGACUCCCAACCCAAAAGCAGCAGCCGCAAAACUCAAGUCUUAUCCCGGCCUCUCCUAAUUGGGUGCUCGUGGCCGGAGCCCAAAACGCCACCCACAGUCCCCGAGCAGGGUCCGGUCGCCCAGACCACUGCCACAGCAGCCUGGCUCUCACGCCCAGAUUGGCCCCUCCGCCCUUUUCCUCUUUCGCCCCAGCCAAGCCCAGCCUCCCGCGCCGCCCCCGUCGAGUUCCCCAGCUGAGUCCACUCACUGUCGAACCUGUAGUCCCCCUUCAGUGCCCACAGAAGAUUGGGGCAAAGGCCGAGGCCAGUGACACCGCCACUUCCUCCUCAGCCAGAUCCCUCCAGAGGUGGCUGUGGAAGCUGCCACUGAGGCGGCUGCGCGUAGCAGAGCCGCCCUGGCAGGUUGCAGGCCGGUUCCUCAGCCUCUUCUCGCGAGAGCGCGCAAUCCGAAGAGGCGAGGCCAGCCGCGUUCUCGCGAGAACUGUGCUCUCCGCCCAGGAGUGGGCGGGGUACCGAGGGACAAGGCUGUUGAGGGAGUGGCGGCCUCCGGUGGGAUCUCAGCCUGUGGGCUGGCGGCGCGGAGAGGAAGGCGCAGCGCGACCUCUCCUCACAGACAUCAGCGUGGGUCAACCGCGAGCCUGGAUCCCGAGUGGCUGAGGGCUGUUACCUUCAAACCUUUGAAAUCCACGUUUUCCCAUUGACUUCCUGUCACCGUUAGAGAAAAGCGGACAGUGUCUCGGUCACAGAGUGGGAGAAAUAUCUCAGGGACUCUUCAGGGAAAGCGUUUUCCUCAUCAAAGCAAACUCCAAAAUCGCUUCUGCCGGCGUGGACCAGCUGGAACCGAUGAGAGUCGGUAGUCGUGAGGGACACCCUCUGUUCCGUAGCGUACCCCGCUGCUUAUUUUUAAACGCUCGGGUUGGCGGGAACCCGUAUGCCAGCUGAAACUCCUUCAGUUUGGCUGCCUAGGAAACAUCGAGAGUCACCUGCAUGGGCUGGCUGGACAAUAAAAACGGGAAAAAUUGUAAAAGACACAGUCUCCGCCCUCGAAGCUUACACCCUCGGGGCGAGACCUACAGGAAAGUAGAUAAUCCCAUUAUUCUCUGAUAAAAGCCGAGCUGCUUGCUUGCCUGAGCUCUGGGAGGAGAUAGGGAGUAACCGGCUGUUCCCCGCGGCCUUGUUGAGAAAGCCUUCACCUGGGAGUGACACUUGCGCUGAAUCUUGAGCAUAAGUAAGUUCUUCAGUUUAGGGAAGAGAGGGAAGGGCAUUGCAAGGAGAGGAAGCAAAGAGGAAGAGGAUCUGCUUUGAGUAAUUGGGUAUGAAAACAGAUAUUGGAGCAAGAACUUUGUUGAAAAACCUUUAACCACUGUUUAGUUUGGAUGAGAACAUUCCCAGGCUCCUACCGUGUGAUACGCAAAGUAUUUUCCAAAUCAGUGUUUAUGCUAAGGAGAUGAGCAGUUGAGCUGGACAAUUACAGCUUCAUCUUUGUCCUGUAAGAACCCUUAGAUGUCAGAAAGCUAAGAGAAACAGGUUGUUGUCAUAAUUCACUAAGUUAUUAUAGCCAACAUUUUGCUAAAUUGGAAAUUGCCAAUAAUUUCAAGUUGUCUACAUAAGACCAAUCUAAUAGUAAUUUUGUGAUACAGUUUCUCAGAGAAACUGAGAAAAUUCUCAGGCAAAAAACAAAAACGUCAUCAGUCUUGACUUAUCAAACUUUUCUCCUAUAAGCUCUGCUCAAAAGAAGUCAUUCUGUAGUCCAAGUUAGGGCUAAUGUGGUCCGUCAAACAGGAACCAUUUUCUUAUAUCAAAAUAGAAGCCGUCCUCUUCUAAAGAAAGAGUGGUAUUUUGCUGUAGAGUUUCCACUCACCUUCCUUUAGACACAUUAUUUUCAUAUAAUUACAUAUAAAAUAAUAUGUAUACUAUAUGAAAAAUA